AUGGCUUCUGCUUCUAAGGAUGAGGAUGAUGGUGAUGGUGAUGACGAUGAUGCUUCGAAUGAUGCUGAUGAAGAUGCUAGCUCUACCGAUGAGAUGCCAAGGGUUCCCGACUGGAAUCUGGAGCUAGUGCUAGACGAUGCCCCCCUCCCCUUGGACGCUUCUAUAAAGGACUUUUCUAAGGGGAGGGCCAACAAUGUGGCCAAUGCUAUAGAGAAAGCACUCCUUCUCCCCAGAGAGAUGACCGAGUUGAGGAACCGUAAGAAGCACGAGGUGUUCCUAUCUUUGAAAAGGGACUUAGCACUAGCUGUUCAAGCCUCCUAUGUCACAAAGGAAUGGGUGGAUUAUGCCAUGGCUUAUGUCAAAGAGGAGGAGUCAAAAAGCUUCGCGGCCAAUAAGGCUCAAGCUCAAGCUGAGAAGAAAGCCAAGGAGACCCUCAACCAACUGACCAAGAGCAAGAAGGCUAAGAAAAGCACUGAGGUGGAGGAGCAAUUGGCUAUUGCUAAGGAAAACAUCGAGGCCCUGAAGAAAGAGCUGGAGGGAAAAAAGGAAGAAAUGGAGAAGGCCGAGCAAGCAGCCAAUGAGCUUGAGCAAACAAAAUCAGAGGCAGAGCUUUAG
This is a messenger RNA of Quercus robur (English oak), 615 nucleotides long. RefSeq lists its product as uncharacterized. The record is from RefSeq and is a predicted model, not a curated record. NCBI's taxonomy places the organism in Eukaryota, Viridiplantae, Streptophyta, Magnoliopsida, Fagales, Fagaceae. The transcript has 4 exons. The coding region runs from base 1 to 615 and encodes 204 amino acids.